UAUAAGGCCGCUCCAUUAUCAUGUUCAUCUCCCCUUUCCUUUCUAGGCCAAAACAGAGUAUCAGUGUUGUAUCAAUCAGCUCUUGAAAUACAAUACCUACCACAAUUAACCUCCUUCGAAACAUUACCAAUAAAGGGAAAAAGAGAAAAGUUCUAUAUGGUUGCCGACACCAUAGCCAUCAACUACCACAACGACCGGAUCUUACCCGAACCGGAUGUCUUCAUUCGCACCUCCGCCGGAACACGUAUUCCUGCCCACUCCAGUAUUCUGGCUUCUGUGUCGCCGGUUUUGGAGAACGUCAUAGACCGCCCGCGAAAACAUCGGAGCUCCGAAAGAAUCAUCCAGAUUCACGGCGUUCCCUGCGAAGCCGUAGCCGUCUUCGUCACCUUCAUCUACACCUCCAGGUGCACGGAGGAGCAGAUGGACAAGUACGGGGUUCACCUGUUGGCAUUGUCGCACGUGUACAACGUGCCGCAGCUGAAGCAGAGGUGCACGAAGGGGCUGGCACAGCGCGUGACGGUGGAGAACGUGGUGGACCUGCUUCAGCUGGCGCGUCUGUGCGACGCGCCGGAUCUAGAAGUGAGGUGCAUGAGGCUGCUCAUGCGGCACUUCAAGGCGGUGGAGAACACCGAAGGGUGGAAGUUCGUUAACAACAACGAUCCCUUGCUUGAACUCGAUAUCCUUCGCUUCAUCGACGAACACGAAACGAGGAAAGAGAAAUGCCGGAGGCACAGGGAGGAACAGAGAGUGUACUUUGAGCUAAGCGAAGCCAUGGACUGCUUGGAACACAUAUGCACCGAAGGCUGCACCGACGUUGGGCCAUGCCACGUGGACACCAGAAAGGAGAGGAGGAACCCCUGCAGCAGAUUCGACACGUGUCACGGCCUCCAGCAAUUGAUUCGCCAUUUUGCCACGUGUCAGAAGAGGAUGAAGCUGGGGUGCCUUCGGUGCAAGCGAAUGUGGCAGCUCUUCAGGUUACAUGCCUACGUUUGCCAGCAAACUGAUUCUUGCAAGGUUCCUCUUUGCAGGCAAAUUCAAUUGAAGAUGAAACAAGAGAAGAGAAAAGACGAUUCAAAGUGGAAAUUACUAGCAAAGAAGGUAGCCUCAGCCAGAGUCAUAUCAUCUUUGUCUCUUCCAAAGAGAAAGCGUGAUGAGGAAACUAAAGUCACCAUGGACAAUAAUGGCUUCACAAGUUUUGAGUUACAUUGAGUUUUAUUGCAAUAUGAUAUUAUCGUAUAUGUGAUAAUCAAUUUCGUGUUGAAAUUUUGGUUUU
Molecule: messenger RNA, 1273 nt
Organism: Arachis duranensis
Lineage: Eukaryota; Viridiplantae; Streptophyta; Magnoliopsida; Fabales; Fabaceae
Product: BTB/POZ and TAZ domain-containing protein 1
Exons: 5
Coding region: 157-1209 (350 amino acids)
Cellular component (GO): nucleus
Molecular function (GO): protein binding
Source: RefSeq, a predicted model, not a curated record